This is a messenger RNA of Bipolaris sorokiniana ND90Pr, 1851 nucleotides long. RefSeq lists its product as uncharacterized. Bases 262 to 1566 code for a protein of 434 amino acids. NCBI's taxonomy places the organism in Eukaryota, Fungi, Ascomycota, Dothideomycetes, Pleosporales, Pleosporaceae. The record is from RefSeq and is a predicted model, not a curated record. Gene Ontology annotation, biological process: homogentisate catabolic process; L-tyrosine catabolic process; L-phenylalanine catabolic process. The transcript has 2 exons. Gene Ontology annotation, molecular function: fumarylacetoacetase activity.
CAACCACGAAUGCGAAGAAGAGGGUCCUCAUGCGGCUGACAUUCUGGCUUUGCCAAUGUGCAAGGCAUCCUUGCAGGCCUGCACAUACAAACUCCGACAGCUCAAUUGCAUAUUAUCCUCGCAAGGCUCUCGAGGCCGUACGGUACUACACCGACGCAUUGGAGCUGACCUGUAGAGUAGUCAGCACCGCAUGUAGUAGUGUACAUACUGCAUUUAAUCAUCCCCGCUAUCCCAACAAAACACCACACCACACAUCUUGCCAUGGCUUCACUGCGAUCUUGGUUUGCCAUACCUCGCGGCUCUCACUUUUCCCUAGCCAACAUUCCAUUUGGCGUCAUUUCGACUGCCUCGUCGACAAAACCAAGAGUUGCAGUUGCCAUUGGAGACCAUGCCCUAGAUCUCGAGGCCUUUGCAGCCGGCAAUGGCUUCUCGGCCCUCUCUGUCAUCCAGCCUCAUCAGGCUGUCUUUUCAGAGCCUUCAUUGAAUGCAUUCGCUGCACUCGGCCGCCCCGUCCAUUCCGUCGUUCGCAAGUACAUACAGAGUGUGUUUUCCAAGGACACCACCUAUCCAGAUGUCCUUCAGAACAACUCUGCUCUUCAAAAGCAGGCUCUGCUACCCCUCAAAGAAGUUCGUGCCCAUCUCCCCUUCAAGAUUGGCGACUACACCGACUUCUUUGCGGGUCUGAACCAUGCCUACAACUGCGGUGUUAUAUUCCGAGGCCCAGAAGAGGCUCUGCAACCAAACUACAAGCAUCUGCCAGUGGGUUAUCAUGGCCGAGCAUCCUCAGUCGUACCCUCGGGAACCCCAAUUCGACGGCCCAACGGCCAAAUAUUGUUGAACCCUACGGCAGAGAAACGGGUACCUACAUUCAGCCCCUGUAGGAAGCUGGAUAUGGAGCUCGAGCUCGGAGCUUUUGUAUGUGGCUCAAACGAGCAAGGGACGCCAAUACCAAUUGAAAAGGCCGAAGAAAAUUUGUUCGGUGUGGUGCUCAUGAACGACUGGUCAGCAAGAGACAUCCAGGCAUGGGAGUACGUGCCGUUAGGACCUUUUAAUGCAAAGAACUUUGGCACAACCAUCAGUACGUGGGUUGUGCUCGCUGAUGCAUUGGAACCAUUCAAGACAAAGGGCCUCGAGAAUGAUACUGAAGUACUACCCUAUCUGAGGGAGAAGAACGACAAGACUGUCUACGAUAUCAAUCUUCAAAUCGAUCUUAAGACAUCAUCUGGCAGCAAAGCUACGGUUUCCAAAGUCAACGGUCGAAACUUACUUUGGUCCUUCCCACAAAUGUUGACACACCACAGCGUCAACGGAUGCCCCUUCCAGCCCGGUGAUUUGCUGGGUUCUGGCACCAUUAGUGGUACCACUCCAGCUGAAUACGGAAGCUUCCUAGAGCAGAGCAACAAUGGCAAAGAUUCUAUCGCGGUUCAAGGAGAGAAGAGAACAUUCCUCGAGGAUGGUGAUGAGGUUACUAUUCGAGGUGUAUGCGGCAACGAUGAAGAAGCUCUUGUUGGGUUUGGCGAAUGCGUGGGCCGCAUUGAACCUGCCUUGAAAUUGGAGUUUGCGUAGGCUCCUCUGGGAAAUCUAGCUUAUGUUCCAGCCAUUGCCUGUCCCUGUCUCCAAUUAAUAGAGCCAUUGCGAGGUCGCGUACAAGGAAACCUUCCGUAUCUAUCUUUCGCUAAAACAUGCUUGAACAGAGCGUAUGUAUGAGCAAGCGAUGUACUGCACCUAAGCAGAGAUGUUAUAAGUCGUCCAUGGUGCGUUAGUCAAGUCAUUGUAUUUCGAGGCAUAUACAGGUUCCCUUCUUGGCAGUUGUCCCAAACAUGAUGUGUCAACCUGCUAAGCAUUAGCCUC